AUCCGGUAGAUUCGUUUCACUGCAGGCGAAGAAGAAACGCGCAGCGGCCACAUGUGAUGUGAAUGUUCAGAGGCAGAAAAACAUGGUGGAGACGAGUGAUAUCCGCGUGGUUCGCUGCGGCGGCAGCAAAGUAAACCUUACACCUCCGAUCAUCUCCAGCGACUCCAGGUUUGUGUUGUGUGCCUCUGGGGAUUUAGUGAAGGUCUAUAGCACACGCACAGAAGAGUGGCUCCACAGUCUGCAGGGCCACACCAACCAAGUGACCGGCAUCACUUUGAAUCCUGCCAACCACCUGCAGGUUUACUCUUGCUCAGUAGAUGGCACUGUUAAAUUAUGGGACUUCAUUGACGGCAUCCUUAUCAAGACAUUUGUCAUCGGAUGCCCUUUGUUUGCAAUAUAUGUGUCCGAGAAACACACGGGAGUACUUUUUCUUCAUGUUUCAAUGGCUACAGAUUCCAAAAAUGAGUGUUUCCAGUUGGUUUCCGUACAUCUGCCCAAGUCAGCAGAGCAGGAGGUGGAGGCCAAAGAGAUGUCUGCUGUUUCCAGUCAUAUCAGCAAAAACCCCAGCUGCACGGCCUUCGGUAGAGGGGGGGAAUACAUAGCAUUUGCCAGGCAUCUCCAACUUAAUGUGUAUUUCUUCAGGAAGCAGAAGACAUACAGUUUUUCUUUAAAAGCCACAGAUAAGAAAGGAGCCAAAAACGCAUUCACAUGCAUAGCCUGUCACCCAACAGACGACUGCAUCGCCACGGGUCAUGAAGACGGAAAGAUCCGCCUUUGGAGAAACUUCAUUCACAAAAAAGAGUACACAUAUUCCACCCAGCACUGGCAUCACAAUGCUGUGAACACUUUGUGUUUUACUCCAGAAGGCACUCAUCUGCUGAGUGGAGGCAUUGAGUCAGUGCUUGUCCAGUGGCAGUAUGGGGCAGACAACAGAAAAGAGUUCCUGCCGCGUCUCGGAGGAUCUAUAUUACAUAUAUCAGCAUCCUCUGAUGGCCAGUUGUUUUGCACCUCUCAUUCAGACAACAAGAUCACAGUUAUUGAGAGCAGCUUCAAAGUGUGUGGAGUAAUUCAGGGUUUAGUCAAAGGAGAUGCUGUUUUGACUGAUCUAAUGAUUGACCCGCGCAGUAAAGCUUUAGUGCUGAAUGGGAAACCGGGUCAUUUACAGUUCUACUCGCUGCUGCGUGACAAGCAUCUCUACAAUCUGGACAUAGUGCAGCAGGAAUAUAUUUAUGAAGCGGGUCUGGAUCAGUUUGAAGUGGUGAAGGCUGCUUUUGACAUAAAAGGGUCCUGGCUUGCUACAGUGGAGGAAAGGGGAAAAAAAUCCUCUGAUCUUGAGUUUUUCCUCAAACUGUGGGCUUUUGAUGAAAGAACGCAAAGUUUCGUACUGAACACUACCAUCACUGCCGCCCACACGGAUCGGAUUAUAUCCAUGUGCUUCAGCUCUUCUGAGGAGACCACCAUGCUGGUGACCGCAGCAGAAGACAGCCAGUUCAAAGCAUGGUGUCAGGGUGCUGACGCGGACACACAACAGGACCAGAACUUCUGGUCAUGUGAUUUUGUGGGCAGCUACCAUAAACUAAAUCCCACAAACUGCAGUUUCUCAGCCGAUAGCUCUCUCCUGGCAGUGAGCUUCCAAGAAGUCAUUACCAUAUGGAGCCCAGACACCUGGGAGAUGCUCACCACCCUCUGCCAACCACCUGGAGUAAUAAGGGACCUUUGUUUCGGCCGGUUAAGCUGCUCCAAAUACUUGCUUGGCACAACCACCAAAAACCUUCUCUGCUGCUGGAAUCUCCUCACUUGUGAAUUGGAGUGGAGCACAUCUGUGGACGUUUCCAAGCUGCAGCCAGACCCCUUUUCAGAAAAUGUGGCCGCCUUUUCAUACCAGUCUAAACAUACAGACCUGUUUGUUUUCAAACCCAGCGAGCCACGGCCUCUGUUCACCAAUAAGAAUGUGUGUUCAGAGAAGGUACACCGUGCCGUCUUUGUUCCUCGAGAAGAGCCGUUGAACAGUUGUGAUGAAAGUACUCAGUGGCUCAACAGAUCUCAGCUGUACUUCCUCACCCAAAAUAUGGAUUUAUUGACCUUCAGCACAGCAACAGAGGAGGACAGAAUGUUGUCUUCAAGUAAACAGCUUGUCAUUGAUGACAGUGUUGCUGUAACACCAUUUUACCUGCUGUUGGGCAAACACAGACAACAGCAGCAGAAACUCAACACACAGUCCCAUCCAGCGGCUGACAAACCCCAACAGACACAGGGCUCCGUUACCAUCAAAGAAUUGUUACACACACCAGCUCAUGUUCUGCCUGCUGCGUCAGUCCUGUGCUCAAUGUUUGUCAAUUCCUUCCUGAUCUCCAACACUGGAGUCCAGCAAGACCCCCUCAGAGAGGAAAUGGACAGUGAGAAAGAGGAAGAGGACUCUGAGGAGGAAAUGGAGGCAUGUGAUAGUCAGCAGGAGCUCAGAGCCCAGGGUUCAGUGGAUGAGGUGACCCCGAAGCUUUCUAAAGCACAAGAGAGGGAACUGAAGAGGGUCAGAAAGACUGACUUUAGCUGGAUGGCUGGCCUCAUUGACUCCAAACCGUGAUGAAGCAAUUUCACAAUCCUGUCAAUGUGUGGUGGUGUUUUGUGUUUUUUAUUCUUCCCAACUUGCUUCAGAUCCAAACCAGUGGUUGGUUAGCAAUUUUUUAUUUGGACUGCAGUAGCCCAUUAGUGGUUUGAUGAUUCUUUUUGAGACAACAAAGCUAUUUUGUAACUCUGAAUGUCAGUAUAAUGUUCAUCCAGUUUGUAUCAACAAUAAUUUAUAAAGAAGUUUUUGAACAAUGUA
Molecule: messenger RNA, 2821 nt
Organism: Cyprinus carpio (common carp)
Lineage: Eukaryota; Metazoa; Chordata; Actinopteri; Cypriniformes; Cyprinidae
Gene: wdr75
Product: WD repeat domain 75
Biological process (GO): positive regulation of rRNA processing; positive regulation of transcription by RNA polymerase I
Cellular component (GO): nucleolus
Molecular function (GO): protein binding; RNA binding
Source: RefSeq, a predicted model, not a curated record